AAUUACGACGAAUUGUAAUUCAAGCAAAUGCGUAUAUCGGAAAACACUCGAAAGUUGUAGUUUGCGGAGGAGAAAAUUGAUCGAUAGGCAAAAAGAAGUGAGAAAAUGGCAGCUUCUUCGUCUUCCUUUUUCGCCGCCGCUUCUCAGAAGGCCGGACCAGCCGUUCGCCGCCAAAUUCUUACUCUCACGGAGGCAGCCGCCGCUAGAAUUCGACAACUUCUUCAACAGCGCCAACGUCCAUUCCUUCGUCUUGGCGUCAAGGCGCGCGGUUGUAAUGGUUUAUCCUAUACUCUCAACUACGCAGAUGAGAAAGGGAAGUUUGAUGAGCUGGUUGAGGAUCAAAAUGUGAAAAUACUGAUCGAUCCAAAGGCUCUAAUGCACGUAAUAGGAACAAAAAUGGACUUUGUCGAUGACAAAUUAAGAUCUGAGUUUAUCUUUAUCAAUCCAAAUUCCAAAGGUCAAUGUGGCUGUGGGGAGUCCUUUAUGACAACAAGUAGUGCAGAAGCCAACAAAAAAUGAGGCAGUUCGAGCAAUGAGCGUUGUUUUUAAGAACUCAAAACUCACAGUUGCUGAUUUGUUGUGUAUUUUGCUGGAAUUACAAGCACAAUGAUCAAGAGAGUUCUCUGACAACAACUUUAAACAUUUGUAAGAAUAUUUCUAUAUUGGCUGAUUAUAUUCUUAGAAAGCCAGUUAAGAGUUGUACUCUGCUAAUUUUUUUUCUUUAAAAAUAUUUUGUAUGUAUAUUACUGUAGAUUAAACUGGCUAAUGAGUUAUAUAUGAGAGCCUAUAAGGUAAUAAAAUUCGCCCACGACUUUCUUUUUGUUAAA
Molecule: messenger RNA, 827 nt
Organism: Cucumis melo (muskmelon)
Lineage: Eukaryota; Viridiplantae; Streptophyta; Magnoliopsida; Cucurbitales; Cucurbitaceae
Product: iron-sulfur assembly protein IscA-like 1, mitochondrial
Exons: 3
Coding region: 106-519 (137 amino acids)
Biological process (GO): iron-sulfur cluster assembly
Cellular component (GO): cytoplasm; mitochondrion
Molecular function (GO): 2 iron, 2 sulfur cluster binding
Source: RefSeq, a predicted model, not a curated record